UCACUUACCCGCGACGAGCAGGCCGUUUCACACCCGCACACAUUUUAUGUGAAUGCUGUCAAAGCUCCUCACAAACUGCGUGUUUUCCCGGUUUCCUGAUAGUUUGUGCAAUGGCCUCGAAACGGCGGCCGGGUGAGAGUGAGAAAACAGAGAAGAAGAAAAAGAAGAAGAACUGCGAAGAAACCGCUGAACUUUGUUCGGCUAUAGAAGACGGACAGGUGACGAGAGCUGUGAAGGAGGCAUGGAGCCGGAGGACUCACUACAGCCAGGGGGAUCUGGAGUUGGACUGCCACCCUUUCCCUCACUGCGUCAUCAGGAACUUCCUCGCCAGCGAGACCUUCGUAGAGAACCUGCAGAGUGAACUGCUGGAGCUCAACUUCCACGAGAAGUCAAACGAUCUGUACAAAUUUAAACAGUCAGAUGACCUGGGGAAGAGAACGGAGCCACAUAUUGCGGGACUGAGGUCAGCACUGUUUGGGCGUUUCCGUUCCUGGCUCGGGGACGUGUUGGGGGUCGAUCUGGAGUCCACAGUGGAUAUUUCUUGUGCCAGAUAUGAAUACACAGAUGUUCUUUUGUGUCACGAUGAUGAAUUGGAGGGGAGGCGCGUUGCUUUCAUCUUGUAUCUCGUGCCUCCGUGGCAGAGCAGCGAUGGCGGAACCCUCGAUCUUUACUCAACAGACAGUAAUUUCCAACCACAGAGUAUUGUGAAGUCACUCGUACCCUCUUUGAACACUCUUGUCCUGUUUGAAGUUUCGCCCGUCUCCUUUCACCAAGUGUCCGAGGUUUUGACAGAGGACAAGUGUCGUCUGUCUCUGAGCGGCUGGUUUCACGGACCAUCUUUAGAGCGUCCUCCUCGCCACAUAGAAGCCCCCAUCCCACGGUGCCCACACUUACCGAGAGAUGAAACGUUGCUGCUGGAGUGGGUCAGUCCAGUCUACCUGGACAUAUCCUAUCAAGAGCAGAUUCAGGAGGAGUUUGAGGACAGCUCUGAAAUUCAGCUCAAAGAUUUUCUCAAGGAGGAGAAGUACCUGGAGGUGAGUGAAGCACUGAGACUCACUCAAAUUCAGUGGACUAAGAGAGGUCCGCCCAACAAGAGAUGCCAUGAAGUGGCUUCUCUGGACACCCUACCACAGUGUGUGAGCGCAUGUUGGGAACUGCUUCGUUCAGAGGCUUUCUUCCUGCUUCUCUCUAACUUCACUGGCCUUCGAUUGCACUACCUGUGUGCUGCUGAUGACGACGAUGAGAGUAAAGAUGAAGAGAAAGAGGACGUCCGGGGCGGAGAAGCCACGGGUUCUUCGUCCGAGUCACCAUCAGCGAAUACAAGCAGAGAGAAGGGUGCGUGUCAGAGUGAGUCUGUCUUUUCAGCCACGUGUGUGUGUGUGUGUGUGUUAACCUUUGUUUGGUCCUCAGAACUGAGCACACCUGUGUGUUGUGGUGAACUGCGUCGAUGGUCUCAUGGUGGCUACACUCUGUUGCAUGAUGCAGAGGCGGCACAAGCAGAGUAUGCUUUGGACCUUGUUUUGCCUUUUGGCUGUAAGGACUGGCAGUCAGAGUUUGGGGGCUUCACGUGUUAUGUUGCUAAUGAAGAGGAUGAGGAGCUUCUGACCGUGUAUCCAGAGGACAAUUCCCUUGCCCUCGUCUACAGAGACAAAGAAACCCUCAAAUUUGUCAAACAUGUCAACCACAAAAGUUCCUCUGAUUCUGCUGACAGCCCUGCCUGCAGAACAUUUUAUGAUUUCUCUUUUGUGUACUAUGAAUAAAAAUAUUUAUCUAUCU
Molecule: messenger RNA, 1776 nt
Organism: Micropterus salmoides (largemouth bass)
Lineage: Eukaryota; Metazoa; Chordata; Actinopteri; Centrarchiformes; Centrarchidae
Product: prolyl 3-hydroxylase OGFOD1-like
Exons: 12
Coding region: 111-1760 (549 amino acids)
Biological process (GO): regulation of translational termination; peptidyl-proline hydroxylation
Cellular component (GO): cytoplasm
Molecular function (GO): peptidyl-proline dioxygenase activity; L-ascorbic acid binding; iron ion binding
Source: RefSeq, a predicted model, not a curated record